Paramecium octaurelia is the source of this 798-nucleotide messenger RNA. The record is from the annotation of a GenBank genome assembly. NCBI's taxonomy places the organism in Eukaryota, Ciliophora, Oligohymenophorea, Peniculida, Parameciidae.
AUGAAAUCAAUUGCAACAUUAUUCAUUACCUUCGCAAUAGCCUCAUGUAUAUAUGCACCUGCUGAACGUCAAUUCAACUAAGAAGCCUUGACUGGAGCCUAUUCUUAUAAUAAGUUGUCUGAGCCAUAACAUAUUUCAAAUUGUGGAGAUGAUGCUACUUAGAUUGACUUAUUUAAUUUUGUUGGAUAUAUGCUCCAAAAGGCUGACAAAGCAAGUGCGUCUUAAUUAUUGGGAUUAAAGAAGGAAGUGGAUGAUUNCCGGUUCUUGCAUAUUUCGUGUUGACUUUAUUUUGCUGUCAACUAUGUCAUGUUGAUAAGAAGUAAAUAAAUUCAAUAAGAAUUAGACUCACAGGGUACAGAAAUAGAUUGAUAAAGCAAUCCUUUAAGUUAAGACUCAUUAUAAGAAUAAUUUUUGAAUUGAUAAUUGCUAUUAUUCUUAUUUUAUAGUUUAUAGAGGUAAUAAAUGUUAAUUAAUCCAUUAUCGAUGCUUGUUAUACUAAUUAGUUGAUUUAUCAAUUUGAUGUGAAGUUAUUUUACCCUUGCAUCAUAAAUUUGAUGGUAUUUUUGCUUUUGGUCGCAUUUGAUAACACCUGCUAUUUUAUUAUUGUUUGCUACACCAAUGACUUCUAUUGGGGAUGCUAUCAUGAUGAGGAACUUCCUAUUAUAAGUGUUGUCGAGACAUAAUCGUUUAGUUUUGCAAAGAAUAGUGUAGAAAGCUCAACUGAUUAAUAAAGUAUUUAAUUUAAGGAUUAAAUUAGAAAGUCAAGAAGAGAAUCCCUCUCCUUAUUUCGGUAUCUGA